Messenger RNA from Cladocopium goreaui, 1143 nucleotides. The record is from the annotation of a GenBank genome assembly. NCBI's taxonomy places the organism in Eukaryota, Dinophyceae, Suessiales, Symbiodiniaceae.
AUGUCGCGGUCAGGAAGUUUCGCAGUGUGGAGAAGCUUCCCAGCAUUUCUCAUCGUCCGACUUGGAAGUGGACGCAGGCCCUGUCCGCCAGCGACAAACUCUACCGACGACUAUUUGCAGUGCUUGCAGUACAGCUAUGAGAGGGGCGAGACGGCCUUCGACGAGGUUACGGAGACACCCACUGAGGCUGCGGAUAAUGAGGCAGUGGAGUACUUUGAGGAGCUGUCCCGGCGCAGAGACUUGCUGAAGUACUGGGACGCUGAGGUCAACGUCUUCACCCAAAAGAUGAAGGAAGAGCUGAUGGAUUGGACCGUCGACAGGGCUUUGCUCCCGCGGAUCUUCGUUUUGGGCGAUCUGGAGCCGGCCUGCCAUCUGAUGCAGGAAUCGUCAGGUUUCAGAUAUUCCAUGGAGCAUUGGCUGAACCGAAUGCUCAUGUCCAACGAGGCCACCCUUGUGACGGAGCCGGAGAUGGCCGAUUUUGUCCUGCUGCCACACUGCGCCACGAGCGUCUUCAUGCACAUGGUCGUGCAAGAUGAGUCGGACACAAUUAAGGGGCGUUUUAAGGAGGCAAAUUCCCUGGCAGCUUUCAGAUCCAACUCAUCCAUUUUCAGGCGAAAAGAGGUUUAUGUGAGCUACGAGGGAAACUUGCCCGCCUCAACUGUCUUACGUCUUGAUGAAUCGUACCUCCUGCACAAGGUCUACAACCUGUGGCCGGAGUCGCCUGCCUUUCAACACUGCUGGCAAAGGUCCAGCUGCAAAUUUCUCACGGGCAGCAUCUAUGGUCGCCAUGUAUGGAGACGAUUCGCCGAUGUUUUCGGAGACAAAGUGGUCUUCAUUACACAUGCGGGGAUGUCCGAGUGGCUUCGAAACCAGCCAGAUGAAUAUUUUCUAACAGGAUCCGAAGAGUUUGGACCGUCCGGCGACGGCAACGAGUGCCGCGCUUCGUGCGCAUUGCAUUGCAAGUUGGACCCUCCAGCGGUACUACCCCAGGAUGUAGUUCUUCCUUGGGUUGUCGCGUUUGAAUGGACUGCCAGAGCCACAGCUUUUCGACAGCGUGACAUCUUGGUCUUCUACAGUGGCACCGACAAUUCCUGCUCUCGGAGAAAACUUCGAAAGGCGGACUUCGAUUGGGAGAUCGACUAA